GGAGAACAUGAACAUACUGGCAAAAUGAAGGUCCUUUUGCUCUUGGGAUUGGUGGCUGUUGCUCUCUGUGAGCCAACCAAAUUUGUGGGAGAUAAGGUCCUCCGUCUGACACCAGGAUCUGAGGAAGAUGUGACAAUCAUCAGGGAAAUAGGCCACAGAAUCAAGGUGGAUUUCUGGAAGCCUGACAGUCCUGACCUUGUGACCAUUGGCAUGAAUGUUGAUCUUCAUGUUCCUGCAGCCCAGCUUGACAUGGUCUUCACCAUUUUACAGCAGAGUGGCAUGGAAGUUAAGUAAG
Sinocyclocheilus grahami is the source of this 295-nucleotide messenger RNA. RefSeq names its product carboxypeptidase B-like. The record is from RefSeq and is a predicted model, not a curated record. Lineage: Eukaryota; Metazoa; Chordata; Actinopteri; Cypriniformes; Cyprinidae. The transcript has 3 exons. The coding region runs from base 25 to 294 and encodes 89 amino acids.